GUCUUUUCCGCCGUGGGGAUCGUGUCAGUUGUUUAUGAAAGAUUCUACUGGAACUGUAUUCAGGAGGGCUUGAGCAAAUACAGGGAAUAAUGAAGCAAUUGCCUCCAGAUACUGUGCGGCUGCUGUCCAGCUCUCAGGUCAUCACGUCAGUAGUGAACGUUUUGAAAGAACUGAUGGAAAAUUCCCUGGAUGCUGGCGCUUCAAGCAUUGACGUUAAACUGGAGAACUAUGGUUUGGACCGGAUAGAAGUACGUGACAACGGCCACGGAAUCAAAGCUGCAGAUACUCCUGUGAUGGCCGUUAGACAUUUUACGUCAAAGAUCUGUAGCCAUGAGGACCUGCAGCGUCUGGAAACAUAUGGCUUCAGAGGAGAAGCUCUGGGCUCCAUCUGUGCUUUGGCUGAGGUGGCCAUUACCACAAAGUCAGUGGAGGAUGACAUCAGUACCCAGUACAUGCUUAACUUCACAGGGGAGAUAGUUUCUCAGAAACCGUCCCACUUAGGUCAAGGUACAACAGUGAGUGUAUUGAAGCUUUUCAAGAAUCUUCCAGUGAGAAGGCAGUACUAUUCCUCUACCAAGAAGUGCAAGGAAGAACUAAAGAAAGUACAAGACCUGCUGAUGGCAUAUGCCAUUAUAAAACCUGACCUGAGGCUCAUGCUCGUUCACAACAAGGUGGUGGUUUGGCAGAAGGCCAAGGUGACCGAUCACAGAAGUGCCCUCCUUGCCACGCUGGGGCCCAGUGCUGUUGCCAAUCUGCUCCCUUGCCACCAUCGCCAAGAGCAACCAGAGAUCUUUUUAGAUGGCUUUUUUCCAAAGCCUGGAGCAGAUCACGCCUCUUCAAGCUCAUCCAGCCCUGACAAAACUUUUAUAUUUGUCAACAACCGGCCUGUCCACCAUAAAGACAUAAUGAAGUUGUUGCGUCAACACUACACUGCUCAGUAUCCGGACGAUGCAGCCCGAAAUCGUUAUCCCAUCCUCAUGCUUAAAGUUGCUGUUUCACCCUCUUCGGUCGAUGUUAAUCUGACACCGGACAAGACCCAGGUUCUUCUUCAUGACAAGGAGUCUGUGCUCAUGGCAGUGGAGGCAUUGCUGGUUUCUCUCUAUGGCUAUCAACCUGCUAAUGACCCCACAACAACUGAGAAGCAGCUCGACCGUGAGAUAUCUCCUUCGCCAUCCAGUCCUUUGCAGACUCAUUCUUCACUACUUGUCACUCACCAAAGUGUAGAGGCGGAUGACAGUGUCAACAACCACAAUGGCAACUUCCUUAAAGAAGCACAGAAACAGAGCAACACAGCUCUGUCAACAGCAAAUAGCACUGGUGCUUCACUGGAUAGCCAGAUCUCAAACAGUAGCUCUUCAUCUUCUAUAGCAGAGGACUGGAUUGUCAACCAGAUCCCAGCCGGACUUGAGUCUAACGUUUCUCUAUAUAAUGAUGAAAUGGCUCAGAGCUGCACUCAGACAACAGAAACAGAUUCAGCAAGCAAAUCCCCAGAGAAGCUUAAGGACAAUGUGGUGUCAGCAGCAGACACAAGCAAAGACCGUUUAUUAGCCGAGGACUGGAGCCGGGGGACAGCUCUGACUGACCCCUUAUCAGGAGAAGCCCUGCAGCCCAUCAGAAUCCAUCAACCCUCAAAGCAUAAUCAUUCUGACUCAGACGAGUGCAGGAGUCAGAGCAGCUCCGACAAAAAGCUGUUCAAUGCCAUAACAGAGAAGCGGGCUGCUCUGACGGCCUACGAUCUGAUCAGCAACCGUGCCAUGAGGGCACCGCUGUCUCCCGCUGCCCUGUUUGAGAAGGAGGCCAGGGCUGAGGUCCUCAGGGAGAAACCCACAGCCAGUCUGCAGGAUAUCAGUGUCGCUGUUCACGAGAGGUGGAAAAAUCUGAGGGGGGAAGACCGUAAGAAGUAUGAGGAGAAGGCAAAAAAACACCUGGAGCACCACGACCAAAGGACCAAGUUGGCCUCUGCUGAGGACCCGAGAGACCAAAGCGUGAGCACCCUAAGGAGCCACGUGCGCAGCCAGAAACGCAAGGCCCCACUGUCCAACCAGCAGCUGCUGGACGAGCUCUUCUCCGCGCAGCCCCAAAAGAAGACGAAGAACCCUGCACCUAAGCCCUCACAGCCCCUCCCCUGCAGCAUGACUGCCCUUCGGCUGCAGCUUCAGCGCCUCUCAGCUCAGAGCAGAGCCGCGCCACAGGGCCUCCGUCUUGUAAACCGACUGGCCUCUCAGAGCGCCUGGGUCAUUUUAUGUGGUCAAAGGCUCAUGUUGUUAAACCCAUUUCGAGUGGAGGAAGCCUUGCUGUUUAAGAGACUUCUAGAGAAUAAUAUACUUCCAGCAGAGAGUCUGCAAAACCCUAUACAGUUAACAGAUGGAAGUCUAGGAGGAGCUGAAUAUAUGGACGCUUUGUGCAGCAUGGAGAAACAAAGCCCUGAGCUGAAUGGACAGGUCCUCUUCUCUGAUCCCAGGCUUGUGGCCAAUGGAUUUAAAAUCAAACUCACUCCAGGCCUCACGUCAGCCGAGAGACAUCUGGAAGUGACAGCAAUGGCAGACUGCGUGCCUUUCCUCGGUGUGGAGGACCUCAGGGAGAUCCUGACCGCAGUUCUUCACAGGAAGGCCAGGACCGUGCAAGAGUGCCGGCCACUUAAAGUCACAAACUACCUACAAGGUGAAGCAGUGCGACUUGUCCGUCAGCUGCCUACAAAUUUAUCCCGGGAAGACGUGGAGGAAACCCUUCUACGGAUGAAACAGCAGCUCGGUGAGAACUCCCGGACCUGCAUCCACGGACGACCGUUUCUCCAACACCUAUUUGACAUCCCUUCCACAGACCAGGAAGCUAAGGCUCUGCUUAGGCCUUUAGAGCUGUAAAAAGACACCUUAAUGAAUAAUCACAGCAGUGCAAUAUGAAACAUCUGUCUCAUUUUGAUGCAGCUGAGUGUUCUCAAUGCGAGGUAGCUGAUUUGUUUCCAUUUUCCGCAACUGAUGUUCACCUUUGUUACAACCAGAAUAUAAAAAUAAACAUAUUUUUCCACGUUUUGUU
Toxotes jaculatrix (banded archerfish) is the source of this 3033-nucleotide messenger RNA. RefSeq names its product PMS1 homolog 1, mismatch repair system component (gene pms1). The transcript is spliced from 13 exons. Bases 90 to 2861 code for a protein of 923 amino acids. Gene Ontology annotation, cellular component: MutLalpha complex. Gene Ontology annotation, molecular function: ATP binding; mismatched DNA binding; ATP-dependent DNA damage sensor activity. NCBI's taxonomy places the organism in Eukaryota, Metazoa, Chordata, Actinopteri, Toxotidae. Gene Ontology annotation, biological process: mismatch repair. The record is from RefSeq and is a predicted model, not a curated record.